Molecule: messenger RNA, 2242 nt
Organism: Neltuma alba
Lineage: Eukaryota; Viridiplantae; Streptophyta; Magnoliopsida; Fabales; Fabaceae
Product: methyltransferase-like protein 17, mitochondrial
Exons: 13
Coding region: 204-1730 (508 amino acids)
Biological process (GO): translation
Cellular component (GO): mitochondrial small ribosomal subunit
Molecular function (GO): structural constituent of ribosome; methyltransferase activity
Source: RefSeq, a predicted model, not a curated record
CCCGCACCGUCAAGCAGCAGAGCCACAACUACUCUGUCUGAAAAGAGAAACAUAUACUGAACCUGCGAUCAACAACUAAGAAGAUUUCUGCUUUGCUUUGUCUUCUUCAAGUGUGAAUCUCCACUGCUUAUCCAACUAUCGUCCAAUUCAACCCCGGUAACAGUUUGCUUAGACCAUCGGGAGAAGCCUACUAAAGGGCCAACAUGGCUGCCCAGGCAAUCUCUGAAACUGCCCGGAAAAUUGUCACACCUGAAACCCUGCGGAAUGCAGCCAAACAAUCCCAACGCUGCCUUGUCGUCCCCGUGCGUCUCCGUCGUGCCAUCAAAAAAUACUUGCGAGAGGAGGAGGAGCCACAUAUGAAGAAGAAAGUCUUAAGACUGUCUCAAUCGUUCAAUCAAAUCAAGGAUGUCAACCUUCAGCUGACCACAUCCACAUCAAAGGAGCUAGUUGAAGAUCCUUUCAAGUCUGUUGUACAAUCUAAGCGUUGGAAGAUUAAGAGCUCGUAUGGCGACAUUGGUCUCACGUAUAGAGAUGAUGAGACGAUUGCUUAUGUCGCAUCCCGGAUGCCUGCUGUUUACUCUGCAUGUUAUAGAGUACUGAAAGAGGUUCGCAGGAGACUUCCUGGUUUCUCCCCAGCUAAGGUAUUAGAUUUUGGUGCUGGAACAGGAUCAGCUUUCUGGGCACUGCGUGAAGUCUGGCCAAAGUCUUUAGAGAAAGUUAAUUUAAUAGAACCAUCACAGUCAAUGCAGCGUGCAGGCCAGAGACUGAUACAAGGUCAGAAGAAUUUGCCACUUAUUCAUAGCUAUGAUAGUAUUCAAGCACUUUCAAAAAAUAUUGGUAAAUCUGAGAGAAAGCAUGACCUUGUAAUUGCAUCCUACGUACUUGGGGAGAUACCAUCACUAAAGGAUCGAAUUACCAUGGUUCGCCAACUUUGGGAUCUAACACAGGAUGUUCUGGUUUUGGUUGAACCUGGCACACCUCACGGAUCUAAUAUUAUAGCUCAGAUGAGAUCUCAUAUACUAUGGAUGGAAAAAAGGAAAUUCCGUAAAAUUGCCCAUGGGAACAUUGGAGAUUGUAAAGACUUGAUCACUCAGAAAACUGGGGCUUUUGUUGUUGCUCCUUGUCCUCAUGAUGGCCCUUGUCCUCUGGUAAAAACUGGAAAAUACUGUCAUUUUGUUCAACGCUUGGAGAGGACAUCUUCACAGCGUGCAUACAAGCGUUCCAAAGGUGAGCCCUUGCGAGGAUUUGAAGAUGAGAAGUUUUCUUAUGUUGCUUUCAGACGAGGGCAAAGACCAAUGGAACCUUGGCCUCUUGAUGGCAUGCGAUUUGAGACCUUAAAGGAGCAGCAGGCCAAAAGAAAUCCGGAGGAUCUUGAAAUUGACUAUGAGGACUUGUUGAAGUUACAAGAACCUGGUGAUUCUGCUUAUGAAGAAAAGGAUUUGGUUGCUUAUGAUUCUGACGUUGUCGAAACAGAGGGUGCUGAUGACAAUGAAGAGGAUGGGGAGGGAGAGGAAGAUGGGGUUGGUGCUGCUGAUCUGGGUGGUGGCUGGGGAAGAAUAGUUUUUAUGCCUGUUAGGAGGGGUAGACAGGUAGCUAUGAAUGUUUGUAGAUCCACCAACAGGGAUGCAUCAGAGGGUUCUUUUGAUCGUAUUGUUGUUACACAGAGCAAAAAUCCUACAUUGCAUCAUCAAGCCAAAAGAUCCAUCUGGGGUGACCUGUGGCCCUGUUAAAGCGAAGCAAUUUUGGGUGCAAAAUGGUAAAAUUCUCUUUCUUCUGGGCCGGACCACCCUGCUAGCCAUUUUUUAUUUUGGUGUGCUUGGUCAGACCCAAAAGGCCCAAGGAACCCCAUUACAAAGAUGGGAGCUCUUUUAUUCUAUACCUCUCGUCCUUCUUUUUAGCCAACUUGGCAUGUGUUGGAAGGGUGGUGCCAACAAUUAGAUUAUGUUGGGGGGAAUUUUUCAAUUUUUUGAAAAUGUAAGAUUUCUUCGGAAAAUAAGUUUUCUGUAUUUUGAUGGCUUGGUCAAGCUGAAAUUCAUCCUAUUGGUGGUGUUUUAUGUUCAGGGUAGGAUACAUUAUUUUUAUAUAUCAUAUAAAUUGAUCUGCUGGAAGUUUAAAUGCUGAAGGUAGAUAUUUAUUUUUGGCAUACGAGUGAAGAAUGAUAUAGUUAAUGAUUGCAAUUGUAUCUGUUUUCUCAGAACAUUUAUCUAUCAUCUCCAAAUAAAGUUUCAGUAUGAACCAUUUA